Molecule: messenger RNA, 2181 nt
Organism: Desarmillaria tabescens
Lineage: Eukaryota; Fungi; Basidiomycota; Agaricomycetes; Agaricales; Physalacriaceae
Exons: 13
Coding region: 487-2181 (564 amino acids)
Source: RefSeq, a predicted model, not a curated record
CUCGGAAGUAUCAUGGCCGGUCUAGCAUGAGCCAUGCUGGCAGUACACGAGGCUGGAUUUCCCAAGCUGUUGUGAUUUUCUACAUCUUGCUUCCUCGCUUCGACUGUCACCCAUGCCUAAACAGGCUUCCAUAUCGUUUCCUCAAAGGAUGCUGAAGAUAUUAUGGAAGUUUCUCCAUAACUUUGUUGGCAGCCGUUCGUUUUUAAAGGCCUUUUUUUCUCUGUUAUCUGUCUUUGAGCGCCAAUUUGAUUGUGAUUCAAGCACCCUUGACGGCAAAACGUCUGUCAAAGGCUUACAACGUACCGGCGGCAAUCAUCCAUGUCCACCUACAGAUUCAAGUCCCCAACAUUGUGCAUUGUCUCCGAUGGACCGUGUCAAUGAAGAGGGACCUGUACCAGCGAUAUCCCGUAGUAGCAUUCCACCUGACGGCUCCCCAUACCGCUGUUCCAUCGGGCAUACCUCAAGGUCCUCGCUAGAUUCUGUCCCAUGCACGAUUUCUCAACUCCCAUUGCCACACCCGCAGCAAGUCGCUCCGAGUCGCAGUUGAAUUUAGACGACUACGCUCAUGUGGAUAUAUCGACUAGACGUAUACACCGUCAUAGUUCUCGACCUUCAUCCAUUGUGCAGUCGUUAACUGGAAAAGAUCCGCACCAUCGAUAUCCUCCCUCGAAUGCUCCGCCAUCAAACCGUGCUAUGCUAGGCGACGUCACUACGUUGACCGUUGCCUAUCCUGCCUUCUGGCCUUUGGCGCCUGAACAGGUUCAAAGAUAUGAAAGAGAACUCGUAUCUCCCAAUCGGACAGACUACUGGAUCGGUCCUCUGACGAUUUCUUUUCGUCCUGACCAUUGUCAUAACGGUUGGUUAACGUAUGUGCACCCUGAAGGUGCUCGCUACUUUAUUCACGAGAGGAAGGUGUCCCCAUGCACUGGUAACUAUCAUGACGCCAUGAUAUACUCCGGAUGUUUGUUACCUAGGAUAUUCACGGAUAUUAACAUCUACGAUCCGGACAAGUUAGACCUCAUUACAAAGUUUAUGGUCGAUAUGGAGGACUACAUUCGGGCAAAGGGUAUCAACAUACAUCCCAAUGUUGAUCUUGUGUUCGACCUUAGACGAGACCCAGACAAUGGCGAUAUUUGUUGCGCAUAUUACUUCGCAAGCCAUGAUGAUCGGUCUAUCUUUUGGUUGGACGACUUCAAUUCCAUCUAUCUCGACAGAUGCAACGAAGUCGACGGUGUCACUGAGCAGUCCCAUAUUGGUCACGAAAUAGAGGCGCAGUACUGGUAUCAUUGUCAAUUAUUCCCCACAUGUCUGGAGAUGACUGAAGAUGUCAUUGACGAACUCAGGGAUAUCCUAAUCUUCUGUCUCGGAGAUAUCAUGACUUCACCGGUGCCCUACUCUUCAUAUGGUGAAAUGGACCUACAACCGAUGCUAACUCUGACGGACACUAUCAAGGAAUCCGUCAAAACUGGCCAAAGAGGACUUCCGGGGUCGGCCGUUUCAUGUAUAUUUUCGUCCAACAACGAUUUUACAACUUCCAUGGACAGCCUGGUGCCCGGCUUGAGCGCGAAAAAGAAGAUCCAGGGUGACGGACUAGUCAGCAAUGAUCAAUGGCGCGCCUUUGUCGCGAAAAUGGACACUGAACGGAAAGAUUUCCUCCUUAAUGCUACUGUCUUGCUCAAUGCCAAUGUCGCUUUCUUGGCUAUUCAGAGUGUUGAUGAAUCUAGUGCUAGUGCGGGUCGUUCACUCCCACAGGUUUUGAGUUACGUAUCGGUAAUUGGGAGCAUCGGCUGUAUUGUUUUGGCCGUUCGGGAACAGCAAUUCCUAUACCUUGACUUGAAGAAAUCUUCCCUGGAGUCUGUGGCCAUCAUGUAUAGUUUGCCUUGGGCUCUUCUCAUGUGGGCCAUGCUCUCUUUCUCACUGGCAUUCAGCCUUGUAUGUUUUACCGCCUCUGACUUGGCUGUUCGAAUGGGUGUAGGUAGCGCAUGGUUAACUGUCGGUGUUCUCAUCCUCUGGUGCAUCAUGGCACCCCGAAAAUCGGAGCCUUGGUCUAUGCUCACGUCGGCGUUCUGGAAGGAUCUUCGUGGCCGAUUGUCCGUUCGUCCGUAUUUGAACGUCGUGAAGAGUUUUAUCAAUAGCGACACGGAAGGAAAAUCCUCAGAUGUAACAGUGGUUAGCGUAUGA